UCACAACUUCUCCAGCAGCUGUGGAGUGGGACCUCUGUGGUGUCACGCAGUACCAACGAGCAACAAACGGCCAAAAUGUAAAGGAAAAGCAGCCGAACACCACUUUGUGAAAGUAGGUGUGCAGUGGAGAGGUGUAGCCGUCUUAAAAAACGAAUGCGUAAAGUUGUUGCGCAGCGGGGACGCGCGAUAAUCUGUGCGUAAAAGUGAGUCAAAGAAGACAGAAGUAAAACUUGUGCGGUGGAUGAGACGUUUGCUCGGCCGUGAUGGAUGCGCCAGUGAGCCUCCGGGACGUGGUGAGAAGCUGACAAAGUGAAGAAGAGUCGUUUCAUUUCCUUUACAGUGGAUGUCUGGUUUCCAGAGUUUGGCGACGGAGCGGAGCGAAACGCGCAGCGGGGCAGCAGAUGCUGGACAGUGACUAAGCCUUACGGCUGGAAAGCUCAUGAAUUGAAUUUGUCUGGGCUGCAGACUUUAUGUAAGAAGUAGGACAGGCAUAACACCGCCCAGCUAGUUCUUUCCGUCAUGCGUAGAGACGCUCGGCCGUCCAGCAUCUCGUUGUUAUGAUCGCCAUCAGCUCUGAACGUUUAAUUCUUCACAAAGUUGCAGCUGACUUAUGCCACUGCUCCAGCAGGAGUUAGUGGAAAGUUUUACCGUUUACAUCCUUCUGUCUACCUCUUCUCAACAUGGACGAGAGUGUUGAGUGUGCGGCGGCCGACAGCUGCUCGGACGGGGAGAGCAUCAACCUCAGCGUGCUCAACUGGGAGCAAGUGCAGCGGCUGGACACCAUCCUCACCGGCUCCAUCCCCAUCCACGGCCGCUGGAGCUUCCCCACUCUGGAGGUGAAGCCGCGGGACAUCGUGAAGGUGGUCCGCAGCCGCAUGGAGGAGAAGCGGAUACAUGUCCGGGAGGUGCGACUGAACGGCUCCGCGGCCAGCUACGUCCUGCACGAGGACAGCGGGCUGGGGUGGAAAGAUCUGGACUUGAUAUUCUGCGCCGAGCUCAAGGGAGAGAUGGAGUUUCAGAUAGUCAAAGAUAUAGUGCUGGACUCUCUGCUGGACUUCUUGCCCGAGGGAGUGAAUAAAGAAAAGAUCACACCAGUGACCUUAAAGGAGGCCUACGUGCAGAAGAUGGUGAAAGUGUGCAACGACUCAGACCGCUGGAGUCUCAUCUCGCUCUCCAACAACCGCGGCAAGAACGUGGAGCUCAAGUUCGUGGACUCUCUUAGACGGCAGUUUGAGUUCAGCGUGGACUCCUUCCAGAUCCGCCUGGACUCCCUUCUUCUCUUCUACGAGUGCUCGGAGCACCCCAUGGCUGCCACUUUCCACCCCACAAUCCUCGGGGAGAGUGUCUAUGGCGACUUCCCCACCGCCCUUGAUCACCUGCGCAAGCGCCUCAUCUGCACCAGAAGUCCCGAGGAGAUUCGAGGUGGGGGUUUGCUGAAGUACUGCCACCUGCUGGUGCGGGGUUUCCGCGCAGCCUCGGAUGCUGAGAUGAAGCUGUUGCAGCGCUACAUGUGCUCGCGCUUCUUCAUAGACUUUCCCGAUGUGAGCGAGCAGAGGAGGAAGCUCGAGUCCUACCUGCAGAAUCACUUUGUAGACCUGGAGGACAGGAAGUACGACUAUCUGGCCACGCUGUACGAGGUGGUGCAGGAGAGCACGGUGUGCCUGAUGGGCCACGAGAGGCGUCAGACGCUCAGCCUCAUCUCAUCGCUGGCGCUGCGGGUCCUGGCCGAACAGAACGCCAUCCCCAACGCCGCCAAUGUCACCUGCUUCUACCAGCCGGCUCCUUAUGUCUCAGAUGGCAACUUCAGCAACUAUUACGUAGCGCAGGUUCAGCCUAUCUACCCUUGUCCUCCCUCCCCUCCUCAGCAGUACAUCCCCCCUCAGCACCAUCCCAUGUACGCCACCUGGUUGCCCUGUAACUAACCUUUCUGUACGUCCAUGCGCUUUUGUGUAACUGGUGGAACCUCCUUAAAAGGGAUGGAUCCUUUUUAUCUCUUCUCCUUGAGAUGGGAAAUUGAGGGAAAUGAGAGAAGGAAGAACAUGGGACAAAAUUAGACAGAUAAAAGAUGAGAAUAAAGGAAGGAAGGGAAAUGAGGACAAGGAAGUUGGAUCACGGCCGUGGGCCAGAGAAAAGCUUCUCCCGGGGGUAGAGUGUCACAGCAGGAGGAGCUGAGCACACAGGGAGAGACGCCAAUAAGAGCAGCUGACCUAUCACUUAUAGGGUUCUCACAUCAAGAUCGACCUGAUCGACCCUCGUCGAUCAGGUCAACGACAGCCUGGAUAUGAUCAUAUUUUAAGGAACUCACAUUUGAAGUAAUGAACAUGUAUGAUAUCGGCAUCCUCUUCGCAUUAACAACCAAAACAAACUCAUACACAGUCGCAGAGAGUAACGGAGGACACACAUGACGUACUGAAGGUAUUGAUUUAUGGUCAAACAACAACUGCAACCUUCUGACCUUUUCCAUGUGCUUGCACAGGACUCUUUUUCACAGACAAUGCAAAAUGAGGAACUGGAUACUGUUUACAAAUCCAAAGAUCUACUUUGAUACUCAACUUUAUCUGAAUUCUGAGACACACACACACACAUACACACACACACACACACACAUACACACACAACAACAAAAAACAACAGAACAAUGCAUGCUUUAUUUCUGUACAGGAAUAAUUUUCUUUAAGUGCCUAGAAAGAGCCUAAAGGGAAAAGAUAUUUUUUGUGAUUCUUUAUCGUAGAGUUGAGUCGUCUAAUUGUCUCAUUGAUCUUCAAGGUGAUAAUGAAUGUACUGUGGCACAGAGAGGUUACCUACGCUGAGUGAGGUCUCUUACACUGAGGGAGGCUUUCAAACAACUGUUUUUAUUUUGACAAUGUUUAGUUCGAGACUCUGCUGUUAUCUGCGGUCCUGCUCGCUGAACACACAUCCUGAUUACCAAAGAGGAAGUAGCAACAUAAUCUCAUCAUCUGCUCUUAUCUGCAGUUUUAUUGGAUUGCAAAAUAAGGUGCACAACUUGAAAACCCAAAAGCUGUUUAUCAAAGCAAGGAGAUAAUGAAGUCAUCUGUUGGGGGGUGAAAUCCUACAUAAAAAAAAUGUAUUUGGAUAUGUAAAGGUUUUACCCAUAAUGCAUUUCAAACUACAGUUUCAUCACAUGUAGGCCCAUAUCAAAAUGCAUGUGAGCAACAUGUUGAAGUGUUCUUGUACACUUUGGUAGAUGCAAAAUGCAUUUUAAUGGACAGAUUUCAAAUAUAAAACUUAAUCUUACUUAAAGGUCCAGUGUGAAGGAUUUAGUGGCCUGUAGCAGGGAGGCAGCAGAACUGAAACAUGUCCCAUGUGACAGAAGUGUAGAACAACUCUUGCCAUCACAAAAAUGUUAAUGACCCUAUCUGAAAUGAGUGUUUGGCAGGGGUUUGGACUCAAGUCACAUGACUUGAGUCACAAAUUUGAUGACUUUAGACUCGACUGGGCAAAAUCAAAAAAGACUUGCAACUUGUGACCUCACUUCACACCAAUGACUCGUGACUUCACUUGGACGUUAGCCUUUUGACUUGAAGAUACUUGGUUCUUUCCAUCAAACUAAUGUGGAAAGAAAAAGUUAAAGACAUUUUUCCAUUCUGAGAUUUUUCUUUUACUACGCACAUUAUUCAAUACUUCUGUAAAUGUGCCAGUGUUAGCCAGCGAAACACUGACUUGGUCCCACAUCUGGUGUUUGUUUGUCUGUUCUGGGCUACUGUAGAACAACAUGGUGGACUCCCUGGAAGAGGAACUGCUGCGUUUGUAGAAAUAAUCAUCUCAUUCUGAGGUGACCAAAACACAACAAUUCUUAUUUUCAGGUGAUUGUAAAUUAAUUAAAACAUUAUAAUGAAUAUUGUAUGAAAUUCUUCAUAUACACGGCCAUGAACCCUGCACACACUGGACCUUUACAGGUGCCCUGUGGAGUUUUGUAAACAAACAAAUGCGAUGUUUACUUUUAGUCUUACUCACCAAAACACAUAUUGUGAUUUCCCCCUAAACCAUCCUCAAAGCCGACUUUUGAAAUGUUUUAAACCGUGCGUUGUUUACAUACAUGUUUGCUAGCCAGCAGGUGUCUUCUUUACAACUUUACUGUUUUACAAACAAACAAGGACUUACUGGAAAAAAAUUGCUCCAUAGUGCUCGGGGCUGCGUAUCAGUACUCAAUGCCUUCAACGUGACUACUGAAAUAACCCAGCAGUAAGUGGUAUUGAAAUGUCUCCAGUCAAACGAUAACUGCAUUCAAUCCUUUUUGCACCUGGAGUCUGACUAGCAAACUUUCUCUCUUUCUUAGCAAACGGUCAGUCCAACGUCUGCCCGGUUAGCAAGAGUUAACACAGCAGCAGCGGCGGCUAACAUCCAACACCGAGCCGUUAAGGGGCCCAGCAAACGCAUACCGAAACUAAAAAGGCCUCGACUCAAUCUUUAAACCCGUUAAUAACAUCAGGUAAUGUUAGCCAUGUAAUGUUGCAUAUGCAGCCCAUUGUUUGUGGCCAUGCAGACUGUAGACAUAAUAACCAGGCUGACUGCACAUGCUCCACACUCCAGUCCAGUCCAAAACACUGCUGUCAAGCCAGCCGCAGUCACCUCACCACGGUGAAGUCAGUUUAAAGUUGGAUAUUUCACAGAUCCAGCAGCAUCGUUUCACUUUCAGCCAAUAUCGGCAGCAGGAGGACGAUAAGCUCACCUCCCCGCCCUCCUAUUUACUGUGGGGAGCUGUCGUACAGUGAACAGAGCUGCGUACGUGUCUGCGUGACCAGCAGCAGCAGCUAUAACCCAUAGCGUCUGUAGUGUCGUGACGGGGAGCGCGGCGUAUUUGACAGAGUUGGCAGUUCCGGUGCCAAGAUGCCACCAAAACAUUCAAAAGUGUGGCUGUAUACUCUCGACACUCCAAAUGAGUGCUGAAUGAAAUACUCUUUUGUUAGCGGUGUCACUUUAAGGGUCCUUUUAUCGUUACACAGCCCUAACAGCACUGCUAGAGGUUGAUGAAAUCCACAGGGGUACCGUGAAGUCUCAAAUACAUAAAAAGAUAAAGUAGAGCAACAAAGUGUUUGAAAUGCAUUCUGAAACAGGGACAACCAGUUUUCUCAGAUUACACUAGAAACAUUUUAUACACUUAAAUAUAAUAAUUUUAUAUUUUCUUCCUCUUAUCAAAAAUAUAAAGUGGUAAUUUUUGUACACAAUUUGUACACAGUCAUUUUGACAUGCACUGUAAAAUGUGUUUCCAUGUGUAAGAGAGAACGAGUCGUCUGCAAACAACUGCAGGCCUCACAGUAAUGCAACAAACUGGUUUGUCAUAGGGGUGGAGGCCGGGUUGUGUACGCAGGGAUAUAGCAGCGGAGCAACACUUGAAUGGAGCAGAAUCAUACUACUGUCACAGGUCCAGCAGAGGAAAAUACUCUCAGCAAAUGUGCUGCAAGAAGCCUGAAAAGCUUCAAAGAUGAUGUAAGCCCAGUGAAUUUUGGCCGACGAAUAUUUCUUCUUCUCUUUUAUAUGGAAAAGAGUCAAGUUUGGGAUGUGUGGAAAUUUGGGCUGCGUGAGCAGAUAACAGCUGUCGAAAUGCUAUCCCUCCUUAGCACGGGAAAGCACUCAACAAUGAGGAAAUAGUAUGUAAAAAAUGUAGAAGACAGAUAAGGACCAUCAGACGGAUUUUUGAAGGGCAAUAAGACAAGUAGAUAUUUUGUGAUAAUCAUGAAAAUAUACAGUUUCAGCUUUACAAGUGCAAGAGACUCAGCGUAUUCUCUCAAACAUGUCAGAUCUCUUAUUUUUCUAUCAAUCUCUAUUUUUGUACAGUUUGUGUUCGGCUGAUGUAGCAGGCAGAUUCAAAGCUGUGUCGUUGAGUAUUUUGUGGCAUGUGCGAAUUUGUGUUUUAUUUUGGCUGAUGACGAGCAGCGCAGGUGGACACGGCGGCUAUGCUGAGAUGCAGAUUUAGCUUGUGUUCAUUGUACAGUGUGCUCGGAGUUGUUUCAUAUGGGUUUCUGUUGCUCUAAAGAGAUUGUUUCACUGUUGUACGUGUUGUUUUUAACUGCUGUCCUGUUGGGACAUGAAAAUAAUGAUCUGAUAAAUGUGUUCAAGUUGAUCAACUUGAGAAUUAAAAGCAAAAAAAGGCCAACAGACAAAA
This is a messenger RNA of Epinephelus moara (kelp grouper), 6124 nucleotides long. RefSeq names its product terminal nucleotidyltransferase 5A-like. Gene Ontology annotation, molecular function: RNA binding; poly(A) RNA polymerase activity. NCBI's taxonomy places the organism in Eukaryota, Metazoa, Chordata, Actinopteri, Perciformes, Serranidae. Gene Ontology annotation, biological process: mRNA stabilization. Bases 681 to 1922 code for a protein of 413 amino acids. The record is from RefSeq and is a predicted model, not a curated record. The transcript is spliced from 2 exons.